Misgurnus anguillicaudatus (oriental weatherfish) is the source of this 1489-nucleotide messenger RNA. NCBI's taxonomy places the organism in Eukaryota, Metazoa, Chordata, Actinopteri, Cypriniformes, Cobitidae. The record is from RefSeq and is a predicted model, not a curated record.
CGAGCAGGAGCUCCAGGGGGAGAUGGAGGGCCUGGUGGGCUUUUCGUUUCACCUUCAUCUCUUUGUUUUUCGGCUUUGCCGCAUUGAACGUCUCUUUCUAGGAACUGGAAACACGACACACUGCACUUUGUUAGAAGGUUAUGAAUUGGUGAUUUUUGGAGGACGCUGAUCAUCUGAAGAUCUGUGUUAAAGAGAUGAGAUUGACCUGACACCACACAAUCUCACGAGUGUUAAACUUCCUGUGUGAUUGACAGCAAACUUAGAACCGAAUCAGAAGAACUCAUGAGAACACUCACACAACGUCUGCGAGCGUCUGAUGGCUUGCGAUCUCACUUGAUGACAUGCCACGGUCCUUUCUAGUGAAAAAUAAGAGGGCGGGGCACCACUCCACACGCUCCGCCCACUCCCAGCAUCACCAUCAUGAUAAAUGGACAUCCAGUAGUCAUUCACCAGUAGUCGCUCAUCCAGAGACUUCCGAAUCGGUGCCCCGUACAGACACAGACAUCAGCAGAACCGAGCAACCAUCUGUGAUCUGGAGCGAUACGAGAACCGACCCUCCACCUGGAGCAGGACACCGGUCUCCUCCUGGAGCAGCGGAGAGAGAGACAGAUGUAGAGCGACUGGUUCAAGUGUUUCUCACUCACCAUCAGCUUCUGAACAUUCAGACGUCUCUGUGUGAGUGUUUAUUCUGUGAGAAGCUUUUGUCUUCUGCCGUCGGCCUGGCGUCUCACUUGCACAAGUCGCAUGUCAACAGAGCUGCUCUCCCAUUGGCUGGAACACUGAGCCACGCCCAGCAGCAGUACGAGUACAGACCGACGGAGAAUCUCAGGGGGAAGGAGAGGAGUUUCGAAUGUAAGAUUUGUGGUAAAGUAUUUAAGAGAUCAUCGACUCUCUCCACGCACCUGCUGAUCCACUCGGACACGAGACCGUUCCCGUGUCCUUACUGCGGCAAGAGAUUUCACCAGAAAUCUGACAUGAAGAAGCACACCUUUAUACACACAGGUGAGAAACCUCAUGUGUGUGCGGUGUGCAGUAAAGCAUUCAGUCAGAGCUCCAAUCUGAUCACACACAGCAGAAAACACAGCAGCUAUCGGCCGUUCAGCUGUCCACACUGCACGCUCAGCUUUCAGAGGAGAGUUGAGCUACAGCGCCACCUACAGACACACACUGAUGACAACAACAACAACAGCAGCAGCAGCCUGUUUCAUGGGACCUGAAAGAAACCCACCUGUUUUACAAUGUAUUCACCAUAAAGAAUAAAGAGAAUGUAUGCGUUUAUGUUAUAAUAAAGAUUUUUACUUUUACACAUAAAUGCAAGUAAAUGAAAGUACAUAAAUGCAACUGUUAAUAGAAUAAGUGUUUUAUCUUUAGGUCUCUAGACAUGACCUCUAAUAAUAUUAGGUUUACAUUAAAAGUCAGGUGUAGCAAUAUUUGAAAUAAUGACACUGAAUGACAGCAAAAGAUACAAUUAUUUUAUAAAAUUCUUUAU